CUCUACCCCGGCUGUUAGCGCUGUGUGAGUGCGUGUGUGCUCCUGAGCCCGCUCGGCACACGUUCUAUAAAAAAUAAAAAAAAAACAAAAAAAAUUCAAAACAUAAAAUAUACAAAAAAUCAUUUUUAUUUCUUUUUGUAACAACGGUGAAGCUGGAGUAGACCCUGCGCAUUGGACGGUAACGUAUAAGAUCGAGCUAGCUAACGUUUAAACCGAAGACAUUUUUGUUUCAGUCGACGUCGUACCAGCUCCGAAGCGAGGCCUUAAGUCACGUUUAUUCGCUUUUAACAUCGCGUGUCGCAUUGAGUUACAGUUAAAAUUCAUUAAGAAGCGGACAUAGUUCGAUUUUAAACGUAUUUUGUUUACUCAAAAGCCGUAAGACGCCAACGGUUGUAAACGUCUACCAUCAGCAUUCUGCUUAACUGACGUGACUUAUAACGACCGUUGGAGAACCACACGUUCGAACAGACGACAAAAACUUUUGUCCGGUUAUAACAUCAAAAAUCAGUCUUCGUCCAAAAGAACUCCGCUAGAACAUGAACCCCAGCGCUCCCAGCUACCCCAUGGCAUCCCUGUAUGUCGGGGAUCUGCACCAAGAUGUGACCGAGGCCAUGCUGUACGAGAAAUUUAGCCCAGCCGGAGCUAUCCUAUCCAUCAGGGUCUGCAGGGACAUGAUAACCCGGCGGUCCCUUGGAUACGCCUAUGUCAACUUCCAACAGCCAGCGGACGCCGAGCGUGCACUGGACACCAUGAACUUUGACGUGAUCAAGGGGCGGCCUGUGCGCAUCAUGUGGUCGCAGCGCGAUCCGUCACUGAGAAAGAGCGGCGUGGGAAACAUCUUCAUCAAGAAUCUUGACAAGUCUAUCGAUAACAAGGCUCUAUACGACACCUUCUCUGCUUUCGGCAACAUCUUGUCAUGCAAGGUGGUUUGUGACGAGAAUGGCUCUAAAGGCUACGGGUUUGUGCAUUUUGAGACUCAAGAGGCAGCUGAACGAGCCAUUGAGAAAAUGAAUGGCAUGCUCCUCAAUGACCGAAAAGUAUUCGUGGGCCGUUUCAAAUCCCGCAAAGAGCGCGAGGCCGAGUUGGGUGCCCGCGCAAGGGAGUUUACAAACGUCUAUGUUAAGAACUUUGGUGAAGACAUGGAUGAGGAGAAGCUGAGGGACGUCUUCAGUAAAUACGGGCAAGCCAUGAGUAUCCGAGUCAUGACAGAUGAGAGCGGAAAAUCUCGAGGCUUCGGGUUUGUCAGUUUUGACAGGCAUGAGGACGCCCAGCAGGCGGUGGAUGAGAUGAACGGGAAAGAGUAUAAUGGCAAGCUCAUCUACGUUGGCCGUGCCCAGAAAAAGAUGGAGCGACAGACAGAGCUCAAGCGCAAGUUCGAGCAAAUGAAACAAGACCGCAUGACUCGCUACCAGGGUGUCAAUCUGUACGUGAAGAACCUUGAUGAUGGACUUGACGAUGAACGUCUGCGAAAGGAGUUCACACCGUUUGGCACAAUAACCAGUGCCAAGGUCAUGAUGGAAGGCGGACGCAGCAAAGGUUUCGGCUUUGUCUGCUUCUCGUCCCCGGAGGAGGCCACCAAAGCGGUGACAGAAAUGAAUGGACGCAUUGUAGCCACCAAGCCAUUGUAUGUUGCCCUGGCACAGCGGAAAGAGGAGCGUCAAGCUCACCUGACCAACCAGUACAUGCAGCGCAUGGCCACUGUGCGCGCAGUGCCAAACCCAGUCAUCAAUCCCUACCAGCCAGCCCCGCCGUCUGGCUAUUUCAUGGCAGCCAUACCGCAGGCCCAGAACCGUGCUGCUUACUACCCAGCUGCUGGGCAGAUGGCCCAGAUCCGCCCGAGCCCCCGCUGGGCCACACAAGGGGUCCGGCCACAACAUUUCCAGAACAUGCCAGGUGCGAUGCGUCCCUCAGCACCACGCCCUCAGACCUUCGGUGCCAUGCGGCCGUCCUCCCAGAUGCCCCGCAUGAUGUCCACCCAGCGUGUUGCUCAGCCCAUGGGCCCCCGGCCAGCUGCUGCAGCCGCAGUUCCUGUGCGCGGAGUCCCUCAGUACAAAUAUGCCCCAGGAGUCCGCAAUCCCCAGCAGCACAUGCCUGCGCAGCAACAAGUUGCCAUGCAGCAGCCUGCUGUCCAUGUUCAGGGACAGGAGCCUCUGACAGCCUCCAUGCUGGCUGCCGCUCCCCCGCAGGAGCAGAAGCAGAUGCUGGGUGAGCGUCUGUUCCCAAUGAUCCAGAACAUGCACCUUGGUUUGGCCGGGAAGAUCACCGGCAUGUUGCUGGAAAUUGACAACUCAGAGCUGCUCCACAUGUUGGAGUCCCCAGAGUCUCUCCGCUCAAAGGUGGAUGAGGCGGUGGCUGUGCUUCAGGCCCACCAGGCUAAGGAAGCCACCCAGAAGCCUGUGCCAACCCCGGCUGGAGUCGCUACUGCCUAAAACCAUGGUGUUGGACAUCUUGAGACUAGCUUCACCGAUGGACAAAAUAAAUAAACAAUGAAAAAAAUGAAAAUACACAAAACAAAGUAAAAAUAAGUGAAAUGAUAUAAUAAAAAAUGCCUAUGGUAACAAGUCUCCAACCAGGCCUAGAUGAACAAACACCAGGCCUGGUUUGUUGAGUUAAAAUGAGAAAAUAAACAAAAAAUGGAAAAAGUUAAAAUCAAAAACUACCAGUUCAUGGAGGGUUUUAGAAGAGAAUUCUGUGACAUUGAAUCAUUCCUUUCUGCCAUUUUAUCCCUUUUAAAUGUUUGGAUGUGUGGGCUUUAGAAGCCUUUUAUUGUGAAAUGUCUUAUGACCUUUGCUUGCUUCAAUAAAUCUUGGAAAAAUA
This is a messenger RNA of Notothenia coriiceps (black rockcod), 2817 nucleotides long. Its product is annotated as polyadenylate-binding protein 1. NCBI's taxonomy places the organism in Eukaryota, Metazoa, Chordata, Actinopteri, Perciformes, Nototheniidae. The transcript is spliced from 14 exons. Bases 537 to 2429 code for a protein of 630 amino acids. Gene Ontology annotation, molecular function: mRNA binding. The record is from RefSeq and is a predicted model, not a curated record.